CGAGAGAGAUUCAGCAUCCAGCGCAUCCGGCUCACCCUCUCAUACGCCUUGAUUUCACAAAUACUUGUGGUCCUCCAAGAGAAUGUGAUGCAUGCGGACUAGCUAUCGAAGGUGUCCCGUUAGGCUGCCCGGAAUGUGAUUUUGAUCUACACAUGAGGUGUGCAGAUUCCUUGUUGCGAAGUGUGACCCACUACUCUCCUGAACACAACACAUACUGUUUUAUAGAGCUAGUGGUGCUAGUAAAGAUGGUUGUUUCAUAUGCAAAGGAGAUGCUGUCAUCUCUCUUGAUUCCAUCUAUCGCUGUGUGGCAUGUCAUGCAGAGUGUCAUUUCGAGUGUGUUGAUGUACACGAGUCCAUUGUUAAGAAAUCUUGUCACGUUCAUCCUCUCUUCUGAAACGCCUUCCCCAUUAUACUUGAAAGAUCUCUAUUCUUGUGGUGGAAACGUCGCAAGGACAGCUCAUCAAGAAGAAUGUGAAACCGAAGGAACAUAUGAUGACAUAUUCGUGGUUAAUGAUAUGGUGCAUAAUCACGUGAUGGAUUAUAGGAGGUCACAUUCGGGGAGCAUUCAUCAUACCUUGGUUCAAGUUCUGGUCUCAAGGUCUUAUCCGGUGGCUUGCACUCUUUGUGACGACAGGCUUUAUGGAAACAUAGUCUCAUGCAUGGAUUGUGAGCAGAUUUAUCAUUCUCGGUGUAUUGAGCUUGCCAUGCUACAAGUAACGAGUCAUCCACUUCAUUAUGAUCACAUAUUGACGAUGAAACUGUUAACUAGCAGAGCCACAUGCGUCGCCUGCAAAAUGAGUAUUAUAGAGUAUGGUUACAUUUGUGGUAUUUGCUAUACAUGUUUCCAUCUUAGAUGCCUCCACGCCAUGGGUAUAUCAAGGAAGAUCGAGAAUCACAAGCAUUAUCUCUAUAAUUAUUGGAGCGAGUCCUUGGCUCAGCCCUGCACUGUUUGCAGUAGACCAUGUGGUUCAUCGUUUUAG
Molecule: messenger RNA, 980 nt
Organism: Microthlaspi erraticum
Lineage: Eukaryota; Viridiplantae; Streptophyta; Magnoliopsida; Brassicales; Brassicaceae
Source: the annotation of a GenBank genome assembly